Rotaria sp. Silwood2 is the source of this 405-nucleotide messenger RNA. The record is from the annotation of a GenBank genome assembly. NCBI's taxonomy places the organism in Eukaryota, Metazoa, Rotifera, Eurotatoria, Philodinida, Philodinidae.
AUGAAUUUUGGUGAACCGCCUCCAGAUGUUAUUGCUCGAUUAUAUAAUGAAAUAAAAGAAAAAAAAAUUCUUGAACUUGAUUGGAAAAGUCCAGGUAAAAAGAAUCGAACAAAGAAACAAAAAAAUACAGAAAAAAAUAUUAGUCCUAUAAAGUCUGAUGAAUCAACAAAUUCAAAAUCUGAAGACAAUAAAUUAAUGAAUGAAAUUGAUGAAUUUGAUAAUGAUGAUGCAUUAACAUCAAACAAUAUAACUGUUUCAUCAUUUCGUUCAGCUGUUGGUAAACCAAAAACAUCUGAAAAACGACUUAUUGAUAUGAAUACUGUUAUUGCCAAUAUUGAACGACAACAACAAGAAGAUGAACGACUUCGACAAGGUAUGAAUACUUCAUCAGGUGGCAAACCUUGA